AGAAUUUAGUCUGUCGCUGCAGUUGCAUGCAGAACUAGUAUUAAACAUGAACACGGCAGCAAAGUUUUUAAUUCUGCUAGUUGUUGUAUUAUUUUCUGCGGACAACGUAAUCACAAAAGUCUAUGACCCAUGUGAUCUUGCCAAAGAAAUGGUGGAAAAGCAUCGGUUUACGAAAACCGAUAUUGCCGAUUGGAUAUGUCUAAUUCGUUGGGAAUCUAAUUUCAAUACGAGCGAAAUUGGCAGAUUAAACGCGGAUUCGUCCAUGGACCAUGGCUUAUUUCAAAUUAGUGACAAAUAUUGGUGUGUCGAAGGUCAAGUUGAUGGAGCGUGUGGAAUUGAUUGCAAAGCCCUUCGCGAUGACGACAUAAAGGACGAUUCCAUUUGUGUCCGAAGGAUAUUUAGGUUAACGAAACAGAGGACAGGGAAUGGUUUCGAUGCAUGGGCGGCCUGGAAGCAAAGAUGCCAAAAUCAGAACGUGCAAUCUUAUAUUGCGCACUGUAAAUGACAACACAACCAAGCGUCUCGGGCAAUUUUUUUAGAACAUAUUGAUACCGAAAUAUUAAACUAUGCAUAUAAUAAAUUAUAUUAUUGUUAACUACUCACCAAGAGAAAGUAAAAGGUUGUGAAGUAGAGAAAGUUGAGACUUCAUCAAUGAACAAUUUCAUGA
Messenger RNA from Folsomia candida, 667 nucleotides. Its product is annotated as lysozyme C-1. Lineage: Eukaryota; Metazoa; Arthropoda; Collembola; Entomobryomorpha; Isotomidae. The record is from RefSeq and is a predicted model, not a curated record. The transcript is spliced from 4 exons. The coding region runs from base 47 to 505 and encodes 152 amino acids.